AUGAAGGUGGCAAAGGCGGCGGAUGUCAAACGGGGCAUCUCCGUAAUAUGGGAGAAUCUGCAGUGCCCGAUAUGUUUGGAUUUGAUGAGCAUGCCUGUCUCCACCAAGUGUGAUCACCAGUUUUGCAGGUUUUGUAUGAUGAAGCUUUUGGACCGGAAUAAGAAGGAAGAGGCUAACUGUCCGGUCUGUAAGGCAAAGGUCACAAAAAGAAGUCUACAGGAGAGCCCUGGGUUCCAGAGGCUUGUAGAGGGAUUGCAGAAUAUGGUCCGGGCCUACGAAGAUGACACCAGGACAGACUACUUCACUGGAGUGUCCCAAAGGCUUGAGCACCCUGGUCUUCAGACAGCAGGCCCCAGGGAAGUUCACUGUAAUGGGGGAAAAGCCUCAUCUUGUGAUGGACAAAGUGCCGACUCUGCUGACAGCAGCCAAUCCCAAGGCCCUGUGGAAACAAGAAAGUCCCCCUCAUCAUCCGUGGAAGUUAAGCAAGGCUUUGUGAAACUAAUGGAUCUUGAAGAUUCUUGCACCAUCAUCUCAGACAAAGAGGGUUUUGAUAGUGGCUUGGCUGACAUGCCACCAACAUCUGAAAAGGACACAGAAGACAACUGUUUAGCAAGCACCUCCACCUUAGAGAAACAGGUGCCAAAUAUGGAACCCACCAAACCUGUUGGAGCUAAAAGUGUUAAAACACGGCAGAGAAGAGAGAACACUACUAUAUCUGGUGAUUCUUCACAUCAGCAAGGAGAUAGUCUUGAAGAGGGGGAGACUCACAACAAACCCAAAAAGCGAUCUUGCGGGGAAGGCAAAAGACGAAGCUCAGACCCUGACAAAAUUCUGGAAAAAAGGCGUAAGAAAAGUCUUGAAAAGGUGUCUGAGUGGCUGUUAAAGAUCUCGCCAGCUGAUGUGGAUACAGAUGACAUGGACCCUGAUGCCAGUUUCCAGAAUGACUUUGAUGAUGCAUCUGAUGGAGGAAGUUCUUCCUCCACCAUUAAGGAGAACAGAGAUGAGGGGCAGCCUGUGAGCCUUAAGAGGGAUUGUCGCAGUCUGCGCUUGGAGGAGCAAGUGUUCGGGGUUGUUUACAGACGUGACCGGAGGUCCGCUGGAACCCAGCACAACAGAGUCUUCUCCCCUGAGAGCAGAGAAGUCGCUGACCUGCCUGCUUGUGGUCCACCUGAAGAGACCCAGACCCAGAAGAAAACUCCCAGUAGGAGGACAUCCAGGAAGCUGACACCUGCUGAUUUUAUCAAGAGACCUCACACUGAGGAGGGAGAGGUUGUUAUUGUGAACCAAUCAGAGAAAACUGAUACAAAGGCAGGACCAAUCCAGGACCAAUCAGAUGAGGGUGGAGCAAGGGAGGAUGUUGACCAAGUUGAGCUCAGUUCCCAUGGCUCAGCUGGAAGGAAAAUGGAGCAAGGGGAGUUACUAGAGGAGGGGGAGGAUGCAGAUGACAGUCCUGAGUUUGAGGUGCCACUCCAAAGGGCAACAAAAAGAGCAAGGACUAAUGUAGGGACUGCUUGGCAGAAGGCAAAUAGCUUGCGUCUGGAUGGGAAGGAAGAAGUAGAAAUUAGCGAGCAAAACAAAAGCAAGAGUAGAAAUGGAAAGAAAAAGAGCAGAUCGACCCAGAAGAAGUUGGCAAAAGCAGCUAAGCCCCUGGAUCUUGUUAGCGUUGACCCUGUGGUAAGUCCAGAGAAGGGACCUCUGUUAGUUGAGACAGAGGUUCAGAUUGAGAGUUACCCAAGUAGUGUAGGCCUGGGCAGCCCAGCUGAGAGGGCAACUAGGCGUAGCAGGAGGCUGCAGGUAUUCACAGAGGAGGUCCAGGCGAGCAGGAAGAAGGGUCGAUUAACAAGAUCAAUGGAUAUCACUGUAGACCCUGAUGGUGCAUGUGCUGUGGAAAAGGCUGAGAGGACACCCAGGAGAGCUAACCGCCCACUGAAGAAAAAGAUAGAAAACCAGGCGAUGAGGAAUGGCUGCGUUGUGAAUGUGGAUGUGGCAACCAUUGAGCAAAUUGAUUCAAGUUUGAAUGCAGACUGUGAGAUUCCGUGUGGACAGAUAGAAAAUGCUGCUGAAGAAGGAUUAUCUGCAGUUCCAAAUUCUGAAAGCCCUCCUGAGGCUGACAUUCAGUGCUCAUUCCUCAAAGGGAUCCAUCCAUCCUCCCAGCCCUCCCAGGACCUUGCACCAGCAGUUGAGCUGGAAGCACACGGCUUUGUGGACAGUGUUGCUCGUGAGGACAUUCAAGUUGUGAUGGAAGAAGAGGAGAAGAAUGACACUGAGCAGGACACGGAGCAGUUGCUGAAAAGCUUCAAAACUGUCAAGAGAAGAUCCUUUCACCUGGGCAAUCCAGGCAGCGUUUUGUCAAAUACCCAAUCACCUAAGUGUGACAAGCAGGAUCUAGAGGGGGAACAGGAGGGUCAUCUUGUCAGCAAGGAAAUUGAUCUGCAGAAUGACCUGGAGCCGUCCUGUCUUGUUGAGUCUGAGGAAAUGGCUAAAGGGCAGCAGGACCAAGUGACCUUGUCUUCAGGACUUCAGAAUUCAUCCAUCUCUAAAAAGAGUGAUCUUGACAAUUUUUGUGGCAGUGACCUUGUCCCACCCACAGUUCUCCCCAGCAUUGCUGGUAAUAAACCAGUGAAGAGCCACUGUGGCAAGGCAGGGAAGGAAGCCACAGCUGAGGGGUUUGAGGAGUGCGCAAAUCCGGAUGCUUGGAAGAGUAAGGAGACCAGCCCCAUGAGCAAAUCUGGCAUUGAAGGGUACGCAGACAGUCCUGAUGGAGCCACACCUUCAGGGAGAAAAAGAAGCGGGGGAAAACCUUCAGGCCCGCACUCCAGACUUUCUGUCAAUUCCCAAGCAGUGGACUCAGGGCUCCUCUUCCCAGCUUUAGCAGCUUCUGAGGAAGAGGAGUCAGACUCAGCCAGAGCAGUCAUGGCAGAGAAACUGCAGUCAGGAGUAAUAGAGAGCACAUACCCCUUGGAGAUGAAUCCAGAGAACAAUGGUGUUUUGACAUCAGGAGCUGGAGGGUUUGCAGGCCCUUCUGGAGAUUAUGGCAUGGAUUCCAUAGAUGAGUCAUGUGGAGUGCACAGUGGCCACCAGGAGGAGCAGCAGCCAAACUCUGAGGGUUACAAAAUCCUGGAGUCCUCUGUGACCCCAGAUAAUCUGUUGCCCCCCCAUGAUGACUUUAUUGGCCCUGCUAACAGUAUGACCGGUACAGGGCAGAAGCAGAGGGCUGGAAGUGUGUCUGCCCCCACCCAGUGCAGCUCUGACGGCAGCUUCACAGUAAGCAAAAGAAAGAGGCCUCAGAGGCUGGAGUCCUCGGAGUCUGAGGAUGGUGCAGAGGAAGAUCAGCUGCCUUCUCUUGCACAACUACUUGGACCAGGCAAAUCUCGUUCACCAGCUGUGCAACAGCCAACACUGAUGAGCGCAGACCAUCUUCCCCUUCAGGAUCAGGAUAAUCCUGCAGAUCUUAUCAAAGGUGCCCCUGUUGCCCAUGUUGCAUCAUGCAUGCAUGAUGCAGGGGGUAACUCCAGCCCCGCUGCCCCCAGUCCAGAGUGGGUCCCUGCUAGCCAAGGAUCUGUGGAUCUGUUUGACACCCCAGAUGAAUGUGAUGGUGCAGCAUGUGAUGCAGGUCCCUCUUUUGAAUCCUCAGAGUUUUCAAAUGAAAUCAUUGCCACCCAGCAAAAGGUGGCGAUGCAAGAGGAGCUUCGCAGGCUGGAGAGGAUGAUGGCUCUAGUCUCUGAAGCACUCCACAAGAAGGGGGACAGUCCGCAGGCAGGGGACACAGGGAAGCUGAAGGCCCCGCAGCACCCAAGCUCGGCAGCGCAGACAGGUCAAGACCUCCACCAGACCCAAGUGCCUUCUGCCCAGACAAGAGAGCAACCUACCAGGCCCAAGCCCUCCCCCCCGUCGGCGCUGUCUCCCGUCUCCUCUCCCGGCGCAAGAGCCCUGAGGCACGGGAGGGGCUCCGUCUCACCCCUGCCCGCCCCUGGGGCCACGGCGGGCCCAAGCCCCGCCCAUCCCGCCUGCACCGAGGAUGAGGGCACGGCAGAGACAGGACAGCGCUGUAGCAGGAGGGCCAGAAAUCUGAGGAGCAGUGACAAAACGGCAGGACAGGCAGUCAACCGGGUUGGGGCCCUUGCCGCCCAAACCCGGGCAGCCGCACCGAUGUCGGGGCAUGAGGAGCGGGGGCUCCAGGCACCAGGAGGAGCGCUCCCCAAUGUCACAACCGUGGGUCAGGGUCACAGCGGUGCCCCACAGGGCAGGAUGGUGCUGGUGGUGUCGGGCUUGAGCGUGACAGAACUGUCUAUGGUGAAGAAGUUUUCUUCAAAGACAGGCGGUAGUCUGUGCGCGCAGGUGACCCCCGAGACCACCCACGUCAUCAUCAGGACAGAUGAGGAGCUGGUGUGUGAGCGCACGCUCAAGUACUUCCUGGGCAUCGCAGGACGGAAGUGGGUGGUGAGCUUUCAGUGGAUUGUGGAGUCCUUCAAACAAGGGAGAGUUCUGAAUGAAGCAGAGUUUGAGGUACAAGGGGACGUGGUGAAUGGGCGACGUCACCAGGGACCUACGAGGGCUCGCAGCACUAGGGACCAGAAGCUGCUGCUGAGUGGUUAUGAGAUCUGCUUCCAGGGGCCCUUCACAGAUAUGACCACAGGUCAGAUGGAGUGGAUGGCGGAGCUGUGUGGGGCGAAGGUGGUGAAGGACCCGCUUCUCUUCACCGGCACACAGAGGUCUGCACGGCUGGUGGUGGUGCAGCCCAGCUCUGACGAGUCCCGGACAGCGCACAGAGCUCUCCAGAAGGGGGCAACAGUGGUGUCUCGGGGGUGGCUGCUGGACACUGUGGCAACCUACACAGUUCAGAAUCCUGAUGAGUACAGAGUUUAGACCCUGCCCACCCUGCCGUGGCUCAUUCGUCUCUCCCGCCAAGUCUUGAAACUGCCUAAAAGAUUUCAGUCCUCUGCACUUUAUUCCCCUCUCCCCCAGAGUUUUGCAUUGUUUUUGUGAAACUGUUUUAUAUGCCUAAUGGCCCUUGUGUUUUA
Molecule: messenger RNA, 5021 nt
Organism: Megalops cyprinoides (Indo-Pacific tarpon)
Lineage: Eukaryota; Metazoa; Chordata; Actinopteri; Elopiformes; Megalopidae
Product: breast cancer type 1 susceptibility protein-like
Exons: 20
Coding region: 1-4866 (1621 amino acids)
Biological process (GO): double-strand break repair via homologous recombination; dosage compensation by inactivation of X chromosome; positive regulation of transcription by RNA polymerase II
Cellular component (GO): BRCA1-BARD1 complex; nucleus; BRCA1-A complex
Molecular function (GO): zinc ion binding; ubiquitin-protein transferase activity; DNA binding
Source: RefSeq, a predicted model, not a curated record